Molecule: messenger RNA, 2728 nt
Organism: Ornithodoros turicata
Lineage: Eukaryota; Metazoa; Arthropoda; Arachnida; Ixodida; Argasidae
Product: carnitine O-acetyltransferase-like
Exons: 14
Coding region: 125-2035 (636 amino acids)
Biological process (GO): carnitine metabolic process, CoA-linked
Cellular component (GO): peroxisome
Molecular function (GO): carnitine O-acetyltransferase activity
Source: RefSeq, a predicted model, not a curated record
GAUCGUGCUGUCUCGCUACGGCCAGCUCUCAAAAUUAAGUGGCCCGAAUUGGAGCCCUCGUCGAACCAACAUUUCUAUUCUAAUCCGCGCGCUAAAAACCUAUUAGCCUGUACCGCCUCUCGUCAUGACUUCGUCCCCUACCGGAAAGGGUCUCAUGUUCUCCAGACAGAGUGAGUUGCCGAAGCUUCCUGUACCACCUCUUAAGGAGUCUAUGGAAAAGCUUCUCAUGACUGUCAAGCCACUUGUUACGGAAGAGCAGCUGAAUCACACAAGACAGGUCGUCGAACAAUUCCUCGCACCAGGUGGUGAGGGGGAAAAGCUUCACCGGUUUAUCAUGGAACGGUCAAAGAAGCGCGAGAACUGGCUCGAGGAAUGGUGGAUCAAUGGCACAUACCUUGACGUGCGCCACCCUCUCCCCGUCUACUCAAGCCCAGCAACACUGUGUCCCAGACAGACGUUUGCAGACGAGAGCGCUAUGCUCAAGCACGCUGCAAAAUUGGUUGCCGCGUCGGUUGAAUUCAAGGAUCUCAUAGACAGAGAGGCUCUACCGCCCGAUGUCGCCGGUGGGGCCCCGUUGGACAUGCACAUGUACCUGAAGCUUCUCGCCGCUUACCGAAUGCCUCGAAGCAAACGAGACGAGAUUAUAGUUUAUGGUGAAGAGCCUAACCCGCCUAAGCACAUAAUCGUCAUGCAUAAUAAUCACAUAUUUCAAGUGGUGGUGUACAACAACCGAGGAAAACCUCUGCACGAGAACGAUAUUUACCAUCAGCUGCUUCAGGUCGUCGAGCAGUCCAGGUCCCUCGAUCCGCCUGUCGGCAUCCUUACUACGAACCCCAGAACGACGUGGGCGGAAGUCUACGAUAGACUUGAGACAGGUUGUGUAACACGGGAGGAUGAGACCGAAGCCAACAUGGACGUCAGCUCCACCAUACACACUAGCACCACCGUGUCUGAACGAAAAGAAAACGAGGAAUCCCUGGAAGUCAUCAGGCGUUCCAUACUGGUCCUAUGUCUCGACCAGAAGGUGGACUUCAAGGAAGAAGACUGGCCUGUCGUCGCUCCUCUCCAGUUGCUCAUUGGUGGUCGCAAGGCCGAACAAGCUGGUAAUCGCUGGUACGACAAGAUCUUGCAGCUGGUCGUGGGCCCCGAUGGGGCAUCUGGAACGAUUUUGGAACAUGGACCAGUAGAUGGCACUGUGGUCGUGACGUUCAUCGAUUACCUCGUGCUUUUUCUGAAGAAGGCUGCAAAGACCACCUGGGGUCCACCCAGCAACCCUGGCCUUAAACCAAAAAAGCUCAAGUUUGCAUUGACCGACCGGAUCAUGCAAGAUAUUCGACAGGCCGAAACCCGGAUGAUAACCAUGGCCGAAGACGUGGACAUCCUCAACUUCGUGUUCAGAGACUUCGGCAAGGAAUUCAUUAAAAUGAAUAAGUUGAGUCCGGACAGCUUUGUACAGAUGGCGCUGCAACUCGCCUACUACCGUGUCCACGGAAGAGUAACAGCGACGUACGAAAGUGGUUCGACUCGACGCUUCUUGCAUGGGCGCACCGAGGCCAUCCGGUCAGCGUCUUACGAAAGCAGUCUCUUCUGUAAGAGCUUCCUCAACAAGGAUCUCAAUGUCAGCGAACGAGAACGGCUGCUCAGGAACGCUGUCGUCGCACAUAAGGAAUACGCCAUAGAAGCCAUCAGUGGCCGUGGGAUCGACAGGCUCCUGCUGGGCCUCCGUAAGGCUGCCGAGGAAUUAGGUAAGCCGACGCCCAAGCUCUUCCAGGAUCACGGUGUCAAGGAGAGCUGCAACUUUCGCCUCGCUACUAGUCAGGUGACCGCUCGUGGCGAGGUGGGCCUGUUCUACGGCACAAAGACCGUCGGCGGCUACGGUGUGUGCUAUGGAUUUCAACUCAAUUCUAUAUUCGUCGGCAUCAGCUGUCGCAACACAGACGCCGACACGUCUGCCACGAAGCUUCAAUCUGCGCUAGAAGAAAGCCUGCGUGACAUGGCACAAGUAGUGGUGCUCUCGCAAAAGGCCAAGCUGUGACAUGAAGUAAAAUUAUAGGUGACACAGCGCUAUAAAUGUCGCGUGGCUGUCGUAUUACAACUGCUUUAUUUGUGCAUUAUAUAUUUUCACAGGUUUCUGCCAAAUGAAAUAUAUACAGAGACCUAUGGCGCUCUGUUUGUAAUUUUUUUCAACCCUGUGUUAGCUCCACGAAGCGCAACUGUAGCCAUGAGCGUCGUAUGGACAUGGACAGAGAGGACAAGAGGAAGGGGUAUGAGGGUUUAGUAUGCGUCCUGGGCUGACUUCAUUGGGAACUGUGUCGACACUAGUCUCAACGUCUGCUGGAAAACCCAGAAAAAACCUCAGGUGGCGCAGUCGGUUGUAGGAUUCGAACCAAUUAAUCACCUACCAGUCUUCAGCACCACCCCUGUACCACCAGCGACCGGAUGACCCGCGCGACCACCGGCGACCAAUUUUGCGACUAACGUCAACGAACGGGGCCUACAACGUCUAUAUAGGUGACGACAUGUGUGGUGAUUUCCGCCAACCGCAAAUAGAUGGCACAAGAGCCCAUUGAUAGAUCAUUUGUCUGCCUCACGAGCAGGGUUGAGGGGCUUUUGGUUUCUGUGGUUAAAAAGCGUGAGCGCGUUCGCUGGUUCCGGCAAUCGUCAGGAAGUGGGCCUUGUUUGUUGAACUUGUUUGCAUGUGAGUAAUUAAAUGGUUCGUUUCUUUGUC